GUCUAGUGCCGCCCGGGAGGAGGGUGCGCGGCCCAGUGCGGGCGCCGUGCGGGCUUCGCAGCUACUGUCCCCGCGCCAGUUCUCGCGGGAGCCGGUGUGGUCGGCCUCGUUUGGCAAGGGGGGAAACUGAGUCCCCAAGGGGAAGGGAACUCUGGUGUUAUGUAAGAUGGCCUGAUAUGAAGGAAUCACGCCUCCCCAAGCUGCCUUGUCCUUCAAGUGCAGGAGCCGGUUGAGAUGUCGGGAAUGGAAGCCAAUGCGACCAUCCCAAUCUGGCAAAAUAAACCGCAUGGGGCUGCUCGCAGUGUGGUGAGAAGAAUUGGGACCAAUCUGCCCCUGAAGCCAUGUCCUCGGGCAUCCUUUGAGACCCUGCCCAAUGUCUCUGAUCUGUGUCUGAGAGAUGUGCCCCCAGUCCCUACUUUGGCUGACAUCGCCUGGAUCGCUGCAGAUGAAGAGGAGACAUACGCCCGGGUCAGGAGUGACACACGCCCGCUGAGGCACACUUGGAAGCCCAGCCCUCUGAUUGUCAUGCAGCGCAAUGCCUCAGUGCCCAACCUGCGUGGGUCCGAGGAGAGGCUCCUGGCCUUGAAGAAGCCAGCCCUGCCGGCCCUGAGCCGCACCACAGAGCUGCAGGAUGAGCUGAGCCACCUGCGCAGCCAGAUUGCUAAGAUCGUGGCAGCUGAUACAGCUUCGGCUUCAUUAACGCCAGAUUUCUUAUCUCCAGGAAGUUCAAAUGUCUCUUCUCCCUUACCUUGUUUUGGAUCCUCAUUCCACUCUACAACUUCCUUUGUCAUUAGUGACAUCACUGAGGAGACCGAGGUAGAGGUCCCCGAGCUUCCAUCAGUCCCCCUUUGUUCUGCCAGCCCUGAAUGUUGCAAACCGGAACACAAAGCUACCUGCAGCUCAUCUGAAGAGGAUGACUGUAUCUCUCUGUCCAAGGCCAGCAGCUUUGCAGAUAUGAUGGGGAUCCUGAAGGACUUUCACCGGAUGAAACAGAGUCAAGAUCUGAACCGGAGUUUACUGAAGGAGGAGGACCCUGCCAUCCUUAUCUCUGAGGUCCUAAGAAGGAAGUUUGCUCUGAAGGAAGAAGAUUUCAGUAGAAAAGGAAACUGACAGCACUCAGCUCUGCACUCAGUCUCCUGCUCCUGGAAUUCCUUCAGUAGCUGCCUUCCUCACCGCAGAUGUUUCUGUCUCUGCAUUAGAAGUUUUCUGCAACAGUCUUCCCGAAAGCUAGCGCGUGGACUGAAAGAAAAGAGCUGGAUUACUUGUUUCCCAUACUUUAAACCUUUGCAGAAGCUAAGGCCUAUUGUGAGCUGAGACACUUGUUACAGGUAAAUGUAUCGAUUGGAAUGUUUCGGUCUAAAGGCUAAGCUAGAAGUUUCUGGUUUUUCCUUGCCCCUGUGUGAAAAUAAGUCCUGAAUGACUUACUUCACUGCAUAAGACCCUAUAACUGGUCUUAACGGACACUUUGUGCCCAGCUGUCACUUACUCUUAGCAGCUUUCUUGCAGCAGAGAGAGCUAUCAGUGUUUAUGUACAUGUUCACAGGGCAGGAAAAAUCUUAUGCUGCUCCAUCACAAACCAACACCAAUGCCCAGCAAUCACCCUCUUCCCGUGUCUAACACCUAGAUGUAGAGGUCGGCCCUCUGGACCAGCUGGCAUUUGGGCAGCUUCUGGGAGGCCUGGGCUGUUUUUUUUCUUAAAUAUAUUUUGUAAUACCGUACAACCAAAUCUACCCUCCAAGGCCUUGGGGCCUCAUUGGUUCCACUGACUGAACUCUUGCUCUUCCGUGGACUUUAGUUCAAUCCCAGUAGGAAACAGAAAUGGGGAGGGGAAAGAGAAUACCAUCUUUCUUUGAGGCCCUUGACUGCUUCUUUGUAUUGGGCCAAGGUUUGUAUCCACACCAUGCAUGACUCAGAUGCCCUCAGGUCCCUUUCCCUGCAGUAUGUAUCCCGUGUGUGUUUGGGUUGAAGUACUACCUGACAUUAAAGGAUUUGGCAAGAUACUGCA
Eptesicus fuscus (big brown bat) is the source of this 2005-nucleotide messenger RNA. RefSeq names its product mitochondrial fission regulator 1 like (gene MTFR1L). The record is from RefSeq and is a predicted model, not a curated record. The transcript is spliced from 7 exons. Lineage: Eukaryota; Metazoa; Chordata; Mammalia; Chiroptera; Vespertilionidae. Gene Ontology annotation, cellular component: mitochondrion. Gene Ontology annotation, biological process: mitochondrial fission; aerobic respiration. The coding region runs from base 235 to 1110 and encodes 291 amino acids.